GACUUGAAUGAUUUGAAACAUAUAUGCUUUUACACAGGGUUGAGUUGAACAAAGUAUUGGUUAUGAAGCAUUAGUCGGGAAUUUCUCUUUUCUUCUUAUUUCUUUUCCUUUUUUUUCGUGUGCGAUACGACAUUCGCUACAUCACAUACAUGCGCUCGCUACGAAGAUGGUUCUAUCCUCUUCUUGUUGUUGGAAACACAGUCGUUGAUGGAGCCGUGAUGCCAGCGCCGCCUGACAUCACGGCUGCACCACGAUUGCAAGGGAGACAGGAUAUUGAUGCUAUCGAAUUUGUCAACAUCCUCAUCACCGCGCUCCCCCAAUCACUCCGCCAAGUCGCUGCUACAAACGUGCCUGCUGUAUCGAGUAUACUCUGGACUGAGUUCCUGGACAAUAAUCGACCGCAGUGGUUUCGAGAGUUGCCGGUCGAGGUGCAGAGGUACCUUAUUGAUGUGUUUGGGCCUGUGACGGCGGCGCCACCGGAAAGUGGGAGUGUGCCGACCAGUGUACCGGCUUCUGUGACCAGGACGGAGCAGAGUGUGGUUACGCAGACGGAGGGAUGGGUGACGAGUACGACUGCAACAGCGUCUACAUCGUCUAGGCUGGAGAGUGAGAGUGGAGGAAGUACAACUGCAGUAUCGAGCCAGACUACGACUCGACCAUCCUCGUCUUCGUCUGAGCCGUCAUCCUCAUCGACUUCGACUUCUCCUACCGCCAGCUCAUCUUUCUCCUCCUCAUCAACACCCACAAUCUCCACUUCGUCUCCCUCCUCCGCAACCCCAACCAGCACACCCUCCGAACCCCCUGCUCCACCCACCACCUCCUCCGGCCUCACCUCCCGCCAAAAGCUCGCACUCGGUCUCGCCCUCCCUCUAGGCUUCCUCUCCAUCUCCCUCCUCCUCCUCUCUUUCUUCCUCCUCCGCCGCCACCGCAAGAGAACACUCGAAGGAAGUCAACCCCCCUCCUCACCCGGCUUCAUCCCGCGCUUCUCCUUCCAACAAGGUCCCUCGGACAGCGCCACCUUGCCACUAACCCAUCAUUACACGCGGGGUACCGAAGACUACCCCUGGGACGACCCAUCAGACAUGUAUGACAACUAUCCUGAAACUCCCGCAAUGGUUGGGAGGGAAGAUACACAUACGCCCAUGGUGGCGCCGGCGCUGUGUCACAGCCACUCUUCGAAUCGGGCAAGAGGGAGGAGGAUUAGCGGGUCGAGUUUGCAUUCUGUGGCUGAGAUGAGGGAGCCCGGGGAGGGUGUUGGAGCGGCUGAGGUAGAAUCGCCGGUGCUGGGGCGGUAUGCGCAUCGGAAACGGAGUUUUGGCGGUGGAAAUAGAGAGGUGGGGAGGAGGAGUAGUAUACCGCGGAAACCCGUCCCCACACCGAGUCUGAUGGAGGAGGUGUCAGUAAACGAUGCGAGGGAUGCAUCGGUUCACCGCCCUACACUGGCGGUUCCCAACGCGGCAGCGCAGUAUAGUGGGACGGGAAGUAGUUCGUCUGGUUUCGCGGUGUCGAGCUUUUCUUCGAUGUCGUUGGACGCGUAUUUGGAGGAUUAUGGGCCAGAGUAUUAUUAUACGGGUGGAGGGAGAAUGUGGGGUUGAGGCAAGGGGUGAAAGUUGAGAGGGGAUGGAAUGGCGAGACGACAGAUUGGCCGUUGAGGAAUUGAUAUCGCGGACAUCUUCGCGACUGAGGCUUUGGUACAGUAUUUCUGGGCGGCGACCAGUACUUAUGCGACUUGAUGAUGGACGUACAUAUACCCUUUUUCUUUUCUGCAUGUAUACGAUUUAACGACAUAGUUCAAUUGCUUGUAACAGUAAUCAAAUAAAUAGUAAGCAAUGUCCA
Molecule: messenger RNA, 1836 nt
Organism: Bipolaris maydis ATCC 48331
Lineage: Eukaryota; Fungi; Ascomycota; Dothideomycetes; Pleosporales; Pleosporaceae
Source: RefSeq, a predicted model, not a curated record